UGAACAACUUUGUUUACGUUACGUCACGCAUGGUUUCUCAGCGAUGCUGCGAGGAAAACGCGCGACCUCGACCGAGAACUUAUAAUGAACGAUUAUCAGGAAACCUAGGAAAUUACUGGCAUCUUUUGUGUAAACUGAAAGCUUUUUUGCUGCUUCGUUUUGCCUGAAGCUGCCCGCCUUCGGCAUUCGGGCUGAAGCGGGUAGAUUCGCAGACAGGUUCCCCACCAUAGGCUGCUCGCGGAGUUCACUCAUGGGCGCCUUACAGUCAAAUCGAAAACCCUCUUAUGACGCGAAUGGGGAAGUCGACUUCGACCACUUCCAAAUUCUGCGAGCCAUUGGAAAAGGAGCUUUUGGCAAGGUCUGCAUCGUUCAAAAGAAAGACACCAAGGCUAUGUAUGCAAUGAAAUACAUGAACAAGAAUGCCUGCAUAAGGAAGGAUGCCGUGAGAAACGUGCUUCGGGAAUUGGAAAUUCUGAAAUUCCUGGAGCACCCAUUUCUUGUCAAUUUGUGGUUUGCUUUUCAAGACGAGGAAGAUAUGUUUAUGGUGGUAGACCUUCUCCUCGGUGGUGACAUUCGUUACCAUUUGCAGCAAGUAACGAAAUUCGACGAACCAAGGGUGAAAUUAUAUUUAUGUGAGCUGGGGUCGGCACUUGGUUAUUUGCGGAGCAAGAAAGUUAUACACAGGGAUUUAAAACCGGACAAUUUGUUGCUCGACGAAAAAGGGCAUGUCCAUUUGACGGAUUUUAAUAUAGCCACAAUUUUGGAAGAUGGAAAAUUGGCAACUUCCAUGUCAGGAACUAAACCUUACAUGGCUCCUGAGGUUUUUGCCACGGCUUGUGAGGAGGCUCAAGGAUAUUCCUUUGGUGUUGACUGGUGGAGUUUAGGAGUCUGUAUUUAUGAAAUACUCAGAGCAAAGAGACCCUAUGAAAUUCAUGCUAAUACAGGCCUGUCUGAAGUGCGUCAGAUUUUUGCCUCUGAAUCGGUUCACUACCCCACAACUUGGUCAAGAGAUAUGAUACAUGUACUUCAUAGACUUCUUCAACAAGAUCCCAAGAAAAGACUAGACAGUUUAGAAGCCUUAAAACAAGAAAGCCUCAUGGCAGAUGUUGACUGGGAAUCUGUUGAAGCUGUUAAUGUACAACCUGGUUUUGUUCCUCCUAAAGACCACUUGAACUGUGAUCCCACUUAUGAGCUUGAGGAAAUGAUCAUUGAAGCUAAACCACUCCACAAGAAGAAGAAGAGACUUAAAAAAUUGUCAAGUAGGAUUGAAAGUGAAGAAGAAAUGGAUCCAGUGCAGUUAUGUUUAGAAGAAAUAAAGAAAGAUUUCAAGAUAUAUAACAGAGAAAAGUUGCUCUCAAACAGAAGACCAACAAAAUCCAGUUCAAGCCUGACUGAAAACAAUGAAACCAAAACAUCUGAAUUAUCAAAAACAGAAGUAAAGCAGUCAUGAUAUUGGUGUGUAGCGGACCCUCGUGUACAGCAUUAAGGGCACGGAAGACUCAUUUGUGCCUAGCCCAUGGGAACCCAAUUUCUCCUCCUCAAUUCAGCGUACAGCAUCAGUAAUUGUGGUUCAAUAGUUAUGUCAUUCCACUAUUUGGCAUAAUUUAUCUUUCAAUCGAUGCUCCAAGUUCCGGUGGUGUUUGAAUAUGAAACCAUCCUCAAUAGGUUGAAAAUUUAAAAUUUACCCUUCAGAUGAUACUUGAGUCCUUAAUUGACCCAUCCUCUGUUGACAGCAAACAGUACACUGUUGAAUCUUUUGUAACCUGUGCCAUAAUUUGAUAGUCAAUAGUGAAACAAAACUUUUCCAAUCAAGACAAAUUAGAUUCUCUAACUCUUGAUACUAAAAUUUUAUGAGACCACCAGAUCUCACUAUGACUGAAUACAUUUUACAAGACAAAAUAAAAUUAAUGAAAACUCUGGAUACAAAAGUAACAUACAAACCACAACAACUAGCUUAGUUGUGGUGUGAAUAAAUUAGUGUAUUCAUGAAUACACUGAUAAUAUUUUUAAUAUUCCUCUAAAGAACUUGCUCCAUGUAAUUGUUGGUGAAUGAGAUAUAACUUUGACUGAAGAAGUUCAAGUACACUUAGGAAAUAGCAUGGACAGUUUUGAAGUCGUCACAGCAGUGCUCUACCUAAAAUAACCUCACUGUUGACUAGUAACCCUAGGGAUUGUCCAUGGGUACCCCUUCCUUUGACUGUGUUAAGGGAAAGGGGGGAUCUCAUGCCACUUGUCAAAGUUUUAAACUGGUUCAUGUUUACUUCCUCUUUUGUCAUGUUCUUGUCUUCCUCUAAGCAGUAAAAUCUGAUCAAAUCAAUAUUAAUAUAAAUAUUUGUACAAAAUUUCUGUGGAUUCUGGUUAUUGUUGUAGAAAUUAACAUAAUCAUUAUGACUCUCACAGUGGUUAAAAUUUGUUCAUAGCUAUUUAAUGUGAUUUGGCUAGGCUCUACAACACCCCUUCCAUCUGUCAUGUUUAGAAAUUAUUUUAUCAAGUGAGUUUAGUGAGUUACAAGCCUUAGCUUGUAAGUUGCAAGUACAAUUAUAAUAUUUUCACAUAGGUGUUUGUGAGUGAAUCCCACAGAAAGUAAUAUUAACACUUUUUUGUUAGUUAUUAUGUGUCUUUUUUAUUCAGUAGUAGUGAAAUUCUUACAUUUAGUAGAUCUUUAAUUUACAUGGAUUAAAGGCUGAAAAUCAGCAAAAACAAUACAAACUUUUUACCUUUAAAAAGUGAUAAUGGUCAGAGUAUUUAUGAUUUAAAGAAUAGUUAUGCAAUUCAGAGGGAAAAUCUAAAUCAGUCUAAUAUUAGAACUUUUUUCCAAAGUAGCGCAAAUCAUUUUCAUAACCCUCCUUUGCAAGCUAAUUCAGUUUUCUCUAGAGAUGUUAAAAUAGAAAUAAUCUGUUAAACUGGGUUAAUGUAAUUAAUUAUUUAUAAAUGUUUGCAAUGCUGACUGCAUACUGUACAGAUAUUUUGACUGUGAUAUCAUUCAUUAUUCAUCUGUAGCGUCAUGUCAUAGUCACCGUGUGCCACAUUUGCCAACCUGAAUAUUAUUCUCCUUUGUUCAACCUAUUGUACAGUCCAAGUAGCAUUCUAAAAUGUUACUUAACACUUUCUCUGUAGGUUGAGUCUUUGAAGGUUUCAAAGCUGUUUUAAUUAUUAUUUUUUUGUAAGAUUCCUUUUGCCAAAUAAAGUUCUUUUAUAUCAUAAUUUUAUCUUUUUUGUUUUGCCAUUAUGUUAAAGUUUGUUAGCUUGUAAAAUGCUAGAAUGUUGUUACUGCAGAUCUCAUAAUCCAAAUGAAAAUGCAGGGGAAAGAUCACAAGUUGUCUGAGUUACAUGUACAAUGAAAUCUGAAGUAGUAAAGAACAACUGGAAUACCAACACAACUUAUGAAUUCUGAUUGGUAGCAGCAAGAUAAGUCAUCUUGAAAUAUUUCUAAUAUUUGAAGGUUUACGGUUUUCACAGGAACUCCAGACUUAUAAUUUACUUAUAUUUGACCUUUUUAUGAAAGAGCCAAGUCUACUGGGCAGGACUUGAUGUCUUGAUUUAAAUCCAUAUUCUUCCUUGCAGUAGAAUAGUUUUCAAUUGAGUGUGGGAAAUAGUCAGGCAAUUACUUUGGUUUUGGUUUUAUGAUACUCAUUUGAAAACUGCUCUAUAAUGAAUAUGUGAUAAGCUCAGGACAAUUUAGUGUCCAAGCCUGUGACAUUACUAUUAAUAAUCCAUAGUUUCUAUGUUAGAGAUUUCAGUUAGAUGACAUGAAAUUUCAGACCAAGCUUAUUUCAUACUUAUCUUUCAUUUUAUGUACAUAAUUUAAAGAAGAGAUUGAUAGAGAGUAGUUAUGAAAGAUUAUAAUAAAAGAUAUUCAAAGUGGUAUAAUUUUGUGUGACGAACAUAACAGAAUGAGACUGAAUGACAAAAAAAUUAAAUAAAUAAAGACUACUAAACAAUUUA
Molecule: messenger RNA, 3945 nt
Organism: Orbicella faveolata
Lineage: Eukaryota; Metazoa; Cnidaria; Anthozoa; Scleractinia; Merulinidae
Product: serine/threonine-protein kinase 32B-like
Biological process (GO): protein phosphorylation; regulation of signal transduction; G protein-coupled receptor signaling pathway
Molecular function (GO): G protein-coupled receptor kinase activity; ATP binding; G protein-coupled receptor binding
Source: RefSeq, a predicted model, not a curated record